CAAAAAAAGUGAAAGUUACCCAGAUGUCUACUAAUUGAUAAAUGGAUAAACAAAACAGUAAUAUCCAUACAAUGCAAUGUUAUUCAGCCACAAAAAGGAAUGAAGUGCUGCUUCAUACUAUAACAUAGACGAACGUGGAAAACAUUAUGCUGCAUAAAAGAGGCCAGACACAAAAGGCCACAUAUUGUGUGAUUCAAUUUAUAUGAACUGUACUGAAUAGGCAAAUCCAUAAAGAAAGAAAACAAUUAGUGAUUGCCAGGGGCUGGGGUGGCAGGAGAGCAAUGGGGAGUGACCGCUAUUGGGUAGAUGUUUCAUAUUGGGUUGAUGAAAAUAUUCUAAAGUAAGAUAGUAGUGGCAGUUGCAUAUCUUUGUAAAUAUAAUAAAAACACUAAAUCAUACACUUUAGAGGGGUGGAUUUUAUGGUAUGUGAAUUAUAGCUCAAUUUUAAAAAAAAGUAAUUCUAAUUAAAGGUGAUUCUAGUAAUUAAGGGUAAUUCUAAUUGGGCAAAAAAUGGUGUUUGAGAAUCUAAUAAAGGCAGUAUAAUGAGAAUUUUAAGAACAUGGACUUUAUUUUUAAAAUUUUUAAUUAUUAUGAGAUAUAUAAUAGAUGAACAUGGACUUUAAAGCCAAAUGACUUGGGUUGGAAUCCCAUCUUCACUGUUUAUUAGCUGUGUGAUCUGAAGCAAAUUACUUAACCUCUCUGUGCCCCAGUUUCUUCAUCUGUGAUAACUAAAUGACUUCCUAUAUGUAAAGUGCUUGGAAUAGUACACCAUAUAAAUGUUUGCCAUUAUAACCGUAUGCAAUAAACUGUACUAGGCAAGAGUGAGAAUCAAAACCAGUAUCAAGGAAGCUUGUGCUAAAUACAAAUGUCAGUUAGGGAGGAGCAGAGCAGGGUGGAGUCCAAAGCAGGUUGCUUCACUUGAUUUAUUGUCUGAACUCUGCCCCAUGCUGAUAUGGGGAAAGAGGCAGGGUUUUGUGGAAAAGGAGGGAGAGUUAAUAUGGAUCAAGGAUACAACACCUAAAUUUAGCCUUCUUACCUUUGUCUUGGCAAAAGGUCCAAAAAUAUGUCAGGAGGCACAUGGGGGAGAAGCAAGGAAUGGGGAACAGCACUUACAUAUCUUUAUUGUUCAAUGUAAAUAAAGAUUAGGCAAAAACUUUUGAGGGUUUUCCUCUGGAGUUUUGGCAGUAAACUUAUGAUAUUUGUCCUUCUGAUCAAAAAGGUAUCUUUUUUAUUGAGAUGUUUGUUGAACUUUCAUUUCAAAAAGUAGGGUCAAACCCAUCUUUAAACAUUAGUGCUACUGCCACAUUUUUAUUCCCAGGACAAAUCAAGAAUCCACAAGGGUAGCAGGUGUUGCUAUCAGUAUUCAUAUCAUACCUUUGCUUUAAAUUGUUUUCUAUAUCUUUGUAGAGGUGGACUUACAAUUCUUAAUUUCUUUUUCUGUAGAUCUCACUCUUUCUGUCAACAGACAGCAAAGAAAGAUUCUACUAGAAGGACUUGAAGGACUGGAUUUUGAGGAAAUGAUAUGGAGUCUUAAAUUCCUUUCUUAAAAAGAUAGAGAAGAACUCUGUUGUCCACCUUUUCUCUGGUUUUACACUUCUGAAUUCUCUUCUCCUCUGUAAAUAUAUUUUAUGUGUCCUUGGUUUCAUAAAAAUUCUGCUUUGUCUGAUACUGUCACAAGAUAUCAAUCAGUAAUGACAAGGCCUUGUAUUUCUAUUGCUCCUGUCUCUCGCAAUGCUUCACAUGUGACCCUGUGACAAAGAGAUGUUAAUUGGCUGCUUAGGGUGACACAAGAAGUCACUGACCCAGGGCCAUAACUGAGACCGCAUGAUUCCUUUGCCUACCUCAGGAGAGAUUUCUUCCCUUUCACCAUGCAUUUCUCCGGGAACUUUGUACUGAGAAAUAAUCUAGGUGAGGAAAAGAGGAUGAAUUUCAUGGCAGAAGGCAGUAGAAGCCAAAGUAAAGAUUAAUGCCAGGGGCUCGUCACACUGGAGACCACAGAGAACCACUCAGUCCUUGGGAAUUAUUCACAGCCGUGCUCUGCACAUUCUCUGCGGGCCUAGCAGAGAGUGGACAGCCCUGCAGCGAUGGGCGGUGAGAAAGGCAUGACACGGGUGCUGCUGGAAUGCAGUCUCACUGACAAGCUGUGUGUUGUCCAGGAGAAGCAGUACGAAGUGAUUAUUGUUCCAGCUCUCCUGGUUGGCACCUUCCUUAUCCUACUUGGUGUCAUCCUGUGGCUUUUUAUCAGAGAACAAAGAGCCCAACAGCAGCAACCUGGACUCCGAGGCACUGCCCCUAUACCUCCAUCUAGGGACCUAAGCUGGGAAGCAGCAGGGCAUGGAGGAAAUGUGGUUGUGCCACUUAAGGAGACAUCAGUGGAAAGCUUUCUACAAACUACCGCACCUGCCCUGGCUAAGCUGCAGGUGCCCCGGGAACAACUCUCUGAAGUUCUGGAGCAGAUCUACAAUGGUAGCUGUGGGGCCAUCUAUCGGGCCAAAAUGAACACUGGGGACUCUGCUAAGCCAAAGACUGUUGUCCUCAAGGCUUUAAAAGAACCCGCUGAGCUCCAUGAGGUACAGGAUUUCUUAGGGCGAAUCCAAUUUUAUCAGUACCUGGGGAAACACAAGAACCUCGUGCAGCUGGAAGGCUGCUGCACAGAAAGUCUGCCACUCUACAUGGUGUUGGAAGAUGUGGCCCAGGGGGACCUGCUCAGCUUUCUCUGGACCUGUCGCCGGGAUGUGAUGACCAUGGAUGGUCUCCUCUAUGAUCUCACAGAAAAACAAGUGUAUCACAUCGGAAAGCAGGUCCUCUCGGCUCUGGAAUUUCUACAAGAUAAACAUCUAUUUCAUGGAGAUGUGGCAGCCAGGAACAUCCUAAUCCAAAGUGAUCUUACUGCUAAACUCUGUGGACUGGGCCUGGCUUAUGAAGUCCAUGCCCAAGGGGCCAUCUCCUCUACACGAACCAUACCUCUCAAGUGGCUUGCCCCCGAACGGCUUCUCCUGAGACCUGCUGGCAUCAGAGGAGAUGUCUGGUCCUUUGGGAUUCUGCUUUAUGAGAUGGUGACUCUAGGGGCACCACCAUAUCCUGAAGUCCCUCCUACCAGCAUCCUACAGUAUCUCCAGAGAAGGAAAAUUAUGAAGAGACCUAGUAGCUGUACACACACCAUGUAUAGUAUUAUGAAGUCCUGCUGGCGCUGGAGUGAGGACAACCGCCCCUUACCUAGAGAGCUACGCUUGCGCCUAGAAGCUGCCACUAGAACUGCAGAUGACAAGGCUGUGUUGCAAGUACCAGAGUUAGUGGUUCCCGAACUGUAUGCUGCUGUGGCCGGCAUCCGAGUAGAGAGCCUCUCCUACAGCUAUAGCAUCCUUUGAAGAUCCCCAGGCAAGAAACAUUUAGGGGUGAUUAUGUUCUUGGAAUCAAUUCCUCCAAGAACAGAUAGUGGACUUUCUAGUGGGACAUAAAGGCAGAAAUGGGACAUGGAUCCCAGAUGUUCCUUUACACAUUUCCCUAGAUAUCUGAAACGAUGCUGAAUGAGACACUACAUACCAUAUACCCUGAGCUGAGAAACACUGUCAGUCUUGUUUCCACUGUGUUCAGUCCUAGAGACCCUGGGUAGAAGUGGGGGACAGUGUCAUUCAAGGGAGGUUUUAGAAAUCUGCAAUGUUUGUUGAGGCAUGGCACAGACAACAUGGUCCCUCACAUCCUAGCCUGCCUUGCCCCUGAACCUAGUUUUUAUCUAGACUAUUACAGGUCCAGAUGAUUUGGGAUGAAAUGAGAGAAGAGAUAUCCAAUAAAGGAGUUGAAAAGAGAGAACAUUCAAGGUUCUACUUGCUCAGGAUUAUAGGUGUGGACCAAGACCUCCUUCAAAGAGAAAGUGGAAGGACAUAAAGCUCUUCAGUCCAGGUCCCUGUGUGUAGAAUUAGAGAACUAUAAAGGAAAACUUCUGAGUUUCCCCUUGGAGAUAGGUAAGAGAAAGAUGGUUCCCUUUUAUCUCAUUCUGAGACAGGUAAACCCUGCUUGGUACUUACUUUGAAUUAGAAGCUGCUGGAGUCAUUUCAUGAUUAAGAACAUUCAACGUGUCUUGUUCAUCAGGCUGGCUUCCCCGUUCCUAUUAGACGAAGAAGACUAAGCCUAGAGAGUCAAAGUUAGAUCAAUAACGAAAGUGUGUGUGUGUGUGUGUGUGUGUGUGCGCGCGCGCGUGCGCACGCGUGCUUGAGUGUGCGUGCGUGCACAUGCCUGUGUGUGUAAAAACAGGAAAUGUGAAAACCAAACAAGAAGGCGUAGUAGCUCAGGUGAUUUUUAACAGAGCCCAGAAAAGAAUGUAAUCUGCUACAGGAUGGUAGCUUAUAAUUUUCAAUCAUGCUUUCAUGUUCUAUGAAACUUACUUCAUUAAAUUAAUAUUUAUUGAGUGGAAGUAGGUUUUCUUGUAUACAGCUGCCAAAAUCUCUACAAUAGGGAGGAUAAAAAUAAAUAAAUGGAAGUUAAUGUCAAAGAAAAAUUCAAGAGACAACCCAAAUUUUCAGAAAAGUGAUUCAUUAUGUGUAAAAUGAGGAUAAUCCCUACCUCACAGGGUUGUUGUGAGGGCUGACUGAGAGUACGUACUUGUACAGUAUCUGGUACGUAAUAUGUGAGUAUGUACUUGUACAGUAUCCGGUACGUAAUAUGUGUUCAAUAAAUGUUAGUUUUCUUUCUUUGGCCCUUCCUAACCCAG
This is a messenger RNA of Microcebus murinus (gray mouse lemur), 4708 nucleotides long. Lineage: Eukaryota; Metazoa; Chordata; Mammalia; Primates; Cheirogaleidae. The record is from RefSeq and is a predicted model, not a curated record.